Molecule: messenger RNA, 3468 nt
Organism: Nicotiana tabacum (common tobacco)
Lineage: Eukaryota; Viridiplantae; Streptophyta; Magnoliopsida; Solanales; Solanaceae
Source: RefSeq, a predicted model, not a curated record
UGAUGUAAAUCUAACUCUUUGUCUCUUCAGCCAAUCCAUGGAGGAUGGGUUUCAAGCAAAAGAAAGAGCCUCCUUUCAAAAAGCGAAAGGCAGAACCACCUCCAGGGGGGGCUUACGGAUCUGCUUACAAAUCUGGCUCCUCUGCAACAACUCAUUCAAAGGGAAAGCCUUCUGCUUCACCUUUGUCUUCUCCCCCUGAACUAUCUGGUGCUCCAGCAUCUCCAUUUGACAAUGCCAAUCUUUUGAAGGGCCAUAUUGCUGUGGAUGAUGUGAUACCAGCUCAAACCAUGACUAAGGCUACUAGCUCUGACAAAGAAAUUCCUAGCAAGGUGACCACAAGUUCUUCACAUGAUAAAGUAGGGCGUAAAAGGCAUGCAGGCUCUACGCCUACCUACCUGCGUAGCAUGUUGAUUUCUCUACUUAUGGAGAACCAGUCCAAGGGGAUGAGUCUUAAGGCACUGGAGAAAGCUGUUGGAGACACAUUCCCGAACUCAGCCAAGCAAAUUGAGCCCAUUAUAAAAAAGAUUGCUAUAUAUCAAGCUCCAGGAAGAUACUUCUUGAAACCAGGAGUGGAUAUAGAAAGCUUCCCGAAACCUGCCCCUGAAAGUGGAAGUUCUCCUGAAGAUCAUUGUCAGCCAUUAUCUGCCCCCGAUAAAUUUGACCAGCUACCUGCUCCAGAACCGGUCUUACCUUUAAAAACUGAUAGCAGUGAAUUGGAAGAGGGGGCAGUGAGCGAUUCUAAACCUCAAGAAGCAUAUGAUGCCAUGGAAAAAAUUGAUAUCCUCCAUCAUUCACCUGAUCGAAGUGUAGGGCUGGCUAAUAGCUCUAGCUCUAGCUCUAGUGAUAGUGAAAGUGAGAGCAGCGACAGUGGAAGCGAUAGUGGAAGUCAGAGUAGAAGCAGAAGCCCAAGUAAAAGUGUAGCCAGUGGGAGUAGCAGUGACAGUGAAAGUGAUGCUUCUUCUAAUAGUAAGGAGGCAUCUGAUGAGGAUGUUGAUAUCAUGAGCGAUGAUGACAAAGAGACAAAUCAUGAACCGCGAGCUUCUGAACAGGUUCAAUGCGGAACUUUGGAUUUUGAGCCAGGUCAAUUUAAGGUAGGUGAGAGGGACGAUCUUAAUGUUACGGAUAUUGUGGAAAUUGAGAAGGACUUGCCUCACGGCGACCAAGUAGCUGAAAUGGCUGUUAUUCCUGGCUCAGGUCCUAUGAGAGAUAAUGAAAAACCUGUAGAAGAAAUCAGACCUUUAUCGUCUGAUAGGCAUGAGGAUAAACAAAGUCAGGUCCAAAUGGGUGAGCUUCAUCAUGAAGCACACAUUGUUAGUUACCAAAAGCAUCAUAGUGAAAUUGAAAGUGUCGACAAGGAUAGCUUCAAGCAUGAGCCAUCUGGGGGUAGGAAAAGUAAAUCUAAACGAGUGCGUGAUGAAAAACGUUUAGUUGAUAAAGUUGACAAGAAUAAGAGAGUAAAAACUCAGAAUGUUAUUCAGCAUCAAAGUUCUGGUCAUAGGAACUCUAAUUUUGUGGAGAGUUCACACUUAUCUCCUGAUAAGCCUUCAGAAGGGCCUUAUAAGGGCCUUAAUAUGCAGCAGAUGGAUAGAACUUCCAGGAAGUCUGCUUCUGAACUUUUGCAGCCAGACCGGAGAUCUGUUGAUUUCACUGCAAGGGGCAAAGCUCCUACUGGUUCUGAGAGGCCAAUAAAACAAGGUGAAAGCUCAGGGCAUACCACUAAGUACACUGAAAGAAGCCUUCAAAUGAAUGAAGGGCUCCCCUCACAGAGAGACAAGGUUAGUAGAGAGUCACAAGAUGAAUACGACUUUGUUAGUGAUAAAAGGGAAAGAAAAAUUCCAAAAGAUGGUGUUGGGGACCAGCAAAGAACAUCAGUCGAUUUGAACCUCAGUAAGUAUGACAGCCCGCUGCCACGAAAUUCUCCAAAGGAUAAUAUGUGUAAUACAGGGAAAUCAUCUUUCAUGAAUGGACGUGGGCACAUGCUUCAAAGAGAGCUUUCAGACCUGGAGUUAGGAGAACUUCGGGAGCCUCCGCCACAGGAAACAGCUGGGUUAAACAAGCAGUUUGAGAGGAAAAGUUCUUUUAAAGGAGAGAAUAGACCAACAAGUUCAGAUUAUUGGAAUUUUGAGUCAACUAAAGGAAGAACUACAGAGAAGAAUGUAGCAGAGUUUAGAAGAUCAUCUCCUCUCCAGUCAAGCGCUGUGCCUUCUGGGGCUCCAAAUGGCUUUUCUAAGAGGAGGACCCCUGAACGUCAUGCUGAAGAUUUUACAAGACCUCACCAAAAGGUUUCACAACCUCAGCCUCAACAACCCCAUCCUAGAAUUAAUCAGAAUGAUAUUGGUUCCCAAUAUAAUCAACCAGUGGAAGUGCAUAAUGGUCGGCAAAUUGAAGUAGAAGGGAGAUUAGGAACUGGUCAGGAGGUCCAUGGAGACGCUCGCAAAAAAAAUUCUGCUGGUGCACGAGAACAACAUGACCUAAAACAUGGUGUACUUCCAGCAUCUGCCAAGGAGAACAAAGGGCAAAAGUCCAGUUUGGCUGCUGAGGUAAAUGAUAGGCAUAAGGAUGCUUCUUUACUGGUGAGCUCUGAAGGUCAUCAAAGGAUGGGAGAGUCUUCUCCUGAUGAGAUGAGUUCGUACUCCAAGUAUGAAAAGGAGGAAGCAGAGCUGAAGGGACCAAUAGAGAAUUUUGCCCAGUAUGAAGAAUAUGUGCAGGAGUAUAGGGAAAAAUAUGAUAGUUAUUGCUCCAUAAACAAAACAUUGGAGUCUUACAGGAAUGAGUUCAUGACACUCGGCAAGGAGCUUGAGGUAUCUAGAGGAAGGGACAAGCAAAGAUUCUAUGACAUGUUGGGACAGUUAAAAGAUUCGUAUCGUAAAUGUGGAUCAAGACAUAAAAGACUGAAGAAAAUAUUUAUUGUGCUUCAUGAGGAAUUGAAGCAUUUGAAGCAGAUGAUCAAAGACUUUGCUGUUUCAUAUGCCAGAGACCGGUAACCAGAAAGAUCGACUUCUAACUCAUUUUUGGCCUGUUAGGGAACCCGGAGUGCUCGGGGAUUAUCUCCUCUAUAAUAUGCGGUGGUUAACUCGUUUGGUGGAGGGGCCAGCAGAAAGUGCUCUGUCCCAUUUGUAGAUGAAAUGAAUGAUGGUGACACCACAAGAGUUGACAGAAAAUGUGAAGAUACAUUUGGAGCAACGCAAAUGUAAAUAGAAAUGUAGAGUGCCUUAUUUUUUUUCCUUUUUCAAUUCUUUAGCGGGGCUUGUGUCCCAGUACAUUUUUGUGUAUAUUAUUUAUGGAAGUUUUAGUGUGCCUGAUACGUACAAUAAUGACUCCUGAUUCUAGGAAUCGCCCUAAGGGCUAAUUUUCCAUAAUGUUGUCAUCAUAGUAGGCUCCUAUAAAGUGGAGAACUACCAGACGUUUUGGUUUCUUAAAAGUUUUGUUCGCCAUUUGUAGUCGCAAUGAAACACGUAGUUUGUAAUA